Triplophysa dalaica is the source of this 1332-nucleotide messenger RNA. It is a transcript of the gene c15h1orf115, whose product is annotated as chromosome 15 C1orf115 homolog. The coding region runs from base 59 to 481 and encodes 140 amino acids. The record is from RefSeq and is a predicted model, not a curated record. The transcript has 2 exons. NCBI's taxonomy places the organism in Eukaryota, Metazoa, Chordata, Actinopteri, Cypriniformes, Nemacheilidae.
UUCCUGAACUUCGCACCUGACGCGUUAAGUAUCUAGAAUGUAGGUCUGUGUAUAAGACAUGCCUCGAAAGCGCGUUAAAUUGGGUCGCAAAUCAAAACAAGGAAAGGGAGACAAAUCCAAAAUCGUCGACAUCGAUGAAGACCAACAAACUAAGAAAAUAAAUAAGACUCCGGGCGAGACGCACCUGUUGGACUUGCCGACGUGUGUGAAAAAAAGGAAAAAGUCUGCCAAACAAGUCCACGUCGCUUUUCUUCCAGAGAAAUACGAGCCACUGGUUGAGGAUGAAAUUACUGACAGACCACGAGAAGCCAAUGUCAAGAAAAGACAAGACAAAUAUAAAAAAUUCAGAAAAAAUGUGGGGAAAGCGCUUCGCUACAGCUGGAAGUGUCUGGUGGUUGGAUUGCAGAAUGUCAGUUUGGGUUAUUCAAUGCCAGUGAGUGCAAUUGUGCCUGAAAUAUACAGAGCAAGAUCUCAUCCUUAAUAGGGCACCUGAUGUUAAACUGUACUCAGAAGUGGAACUAUGAAUAUUUCUCACUGUUAUCAAAUGAAUAGGAGCACACCGAACACUGGGAAAGUCAAGUUUUGGAUCAACCUCAAGUUUUAUUUCAAUGUAUUUUGUUUACUGUAGCUAUAUUCGUUAUACACCUGCCUUCAUCAAAGAGCAGCAACAUGAACACGAAAGAGACUAAUUUAUGAAUCAAAAAUAUUAUUGGGGCCUAUUGUGAUUUUCAAAUUGAAAUAAUAGGUUGCUGAUGAGAUCAGUUUUAAGCCUGCAGGUUUACGAGGGACAUAGAGAUGUUCUUAAGUUGAUUAUUUGUGAAAUGAUGGCUGAAGUAAGUAGAAUUGUUGUGCUUUGUGCAUUAGAAAACUGUUUUUUCUUCAAGGAGACAUAAGGACGGGAAUGAAUGUAGACUGUGAUGUUUUGUAAUUAUUUCAAAACAUGUUGCACAUUUGAGCAUAUCCUUUAGUAUAUUUUGCUGUGAUUUUAUUAAUAAGUCUGGUUAGUAUAAUUUUACUAAGCAUAAUUUAUUUAGCUUAUAUAUAAAUUAAUUAUAUUAAUUAAUAUUAAUGUUAUUUAAACACUGAACUUUGCCUUGUCCACCGUAAGGUGGCAGUAUUGUGUAGGACAAAUUCUUAUCCAGCAAUCACAUUUUUUAGAAUGUCCAAAAUUUCAAUGAGUGUUCCAGACACGUCUCAUAGUUCAAAGGUAAAUUGUCUGUCAUCUUACCAAGUUGAUAGUAUGACAUUGAUAUGAAUUCUUCUGUGCUUAAGUAUUGUUUCUCAAUAACAUCCUGCCAAAUAACCUAAUAAAUAAUUAAAUGAAUGGCGCAA